UCCUCCCCUUCGACCCGGACUUGUCCUCCGCCCUCACCUCCGCCCACCUCCUUCAGAUAUUCCUGGGAUAUCACUUCGCCCAGCAUGAUGAACUGCGUCCGCAGCCGCGUCGCGGCAUUCUCGACCGCCUGGACCCCGCGGGUCGUCGCCCGGGCCAGCUACUCGACCACUGUCCCUCGUCUCUCUGACAACAGCCUGCACGCCAACGACCCGACCCCGCCCAAGUCCGUGCCGAACGUGUCCGCCACCAAUGCUACUCCCGUGGACUCGAUGGGCGCAUGGGACAAGCCCCUGCAGGAGACGCCCGAGGCCGGCGAGCGCAGCCGCCAGCUCCAGGCUCCCAACCGGGCCACGACCUGGGCAGCCAGCCAGCAACCGAGGGAGAAGGCCAUGACCGGUCCUCGCUUCGAGCAGACGAUAAUGGAGAUGCAGCCCCAACCUAUGGCCGCUAUCGAGCUUAUCCACAAGCAGCCUGUGCGCUGGACGAAGAAGAAGAUCGUCAGCUGUGACGGCGGCGGCGGCCCCCUCGGCCACCCCCGCAUCUUCAUCAACACCGACAAGCCCGAGAUCGCUACCUGCGGCUACUGCGGUCUUCCCUUCGCUCACGAGCAGCACCGCUCGUACCUCGAGUCCCUCCCUGCCACCAGCUACCCCCUCAAGCCUCUCGGUGAUGCCGCCGAGGUGAACGAGACCCAGCGUGUGACUGAUAAUGCUUUCGAGCAGCGGUAAAGAAUCGAUUGUUUCCCUUUGGCGUUGAUGACUUGUUUAUUGUUGUUUCUUUGUGUCCCGUUUGGCCCUCAGGCUGUUGUACAGAUGUACCAGACAAUGAAGUUGUUAGAACCGAC
This is a messenger RNA of Aspergillus homomorphus CBS 101889, 845 nucleotides long. RefSeq names its product zinc-finger domain-containing protein. Lineage: Eukaryota; Fungi; Ascomycota; Eurotiomycetes; Eurotiales; Aspergillaceae. Gene Ontology annotation, biological process: mitochondrial electron transport, NADH to ubiquinone. The coding region runs from base 85 to 729 and encodes 214 amino acids. The transcript has 3 exons. The record is from RefSeq and is a predicted model, not a curated record.